Messenger RNA from Lotus japonicus, 549 nucleotides. RefSeq lists its product as uncharacterized. Bases 1 to 549 code for a protein of 182 amino acids. The record is from RefSeq and is a predicted model, not a curated record. Lineage: Eukaryota; Viridiplantae; Streptophyta; Magnoliopsida; Fabales; Fabaceae. The transcript has a single exon.
AUGGUAGCUAAGGAUGAUGAAAUGUUUUGGCCUUUUGCCACGGAUGGGCUCUAUGACACUAAAUCCGGUUAUGGUUUCAUUAGACAGCAAAAGGUGGCCCGUACAACUUCUUCUUCUAGUGGUGCACAGGUUCCUAUUAGUUUUUGGAAGGCUCUAUGGAAGGUAGUGUGGCGUGUGGUUAGAGGAAUCCUCCCCGUCCGGAAACCACUGAGGGUGAGAGGUAUUGAUAUUGAGGAGGUGUGCCCUUUCUGUCAGGUGGAAGAUGAAUCGAUUGACCAUCUUAUGGUGAGGUGCAUGGUGGUGGUACGAUGGUGGUUUGUGAUCAUGGGAGGCUUGCGAGUGAAUUCUUUUUCUACUGUCCAGGAAUUAUUGCAACAGGUCUUUGAGCUCAAUGAUCCAGCUUUGGCAGAAAAGUGUGUGAAUUUUAUGUGGGUAAUUUGGGAAGCACGCAACAAGCUAGUGUUUCAUGGUAUGCAGGUCGUUCUCGACACAUUGGUGGCACGUCUACAGGUGGUAGAAGCUCCUCAUCGCAUGAGUCCGGUGCCAUAG